AGAUAAAACAACCUUGGGCAUCAAGUCUACCAGCACCAGCACAACAAGCACUACAAGCACUACAAGCACUACCAGCACUACCGGCACUACCAGGUCCUCGAGAGGCAAGAACAACAACACCACUAGCAAUGGGAAGCACCAAAAGGGCCAAGGUAAAGACAGAACACCUCUUUGA
Molecule: messenger RNA, 175 nt
Organism: Acytostelium subglobosum LB1
Lineage: Eukaryota; Evosea; Eumycetozoa; Acytosteliales; Acytosteliaceae
Exons: 1
Source: RefSeq, a predicted model, not a curated record